CUGACGAUGAGGAUAUGUCAUGAUGCAGAGUCCUUGUAUUAUCACUGUUGCUUUCGUUUAAAUUGGCAUCUAUCGAACCCGCGGUACUUGGAGCUCGGGAUCGCUUCAUGUAAAUAUAUAUAUCUUGUACCAUACUAUUCCGAAGCGAUUAUUAUUAUGUAGCUCAGCUGCCAGCUAGAAAGGAGUACCAAGAAGUCGCUUAAUGUAGAUGUAGUACUUUCUUAUUGCCGUCGUGACCCCGGCUUCAAUUAUAUCUCCAACUUACCGAGUAACGGUCGCCGAUCUCGAGGAUGCCCCCUCGGUCCCGCAACUUAUGCCAAGUCUGUCACGAAACUGAAUCAAAGUAUACUUGCGCAAAAUGCAGAACAACCGUCUACUGCUCCGUAGGAUGCUACAAACUCCAUAAAGAAUCUUGCGGCUCUGCUGAAACCCCAGCUGUGACCCGCGAAGCACCACCAUCAUCUGCAGAAAUCGCAGAAGAUGGAGUGACGCUCGAUGAUCCAAAGCCACCCCGCUCUCUCACUUCUCUCAAUUGGCCUUACGUGCCUGAAGAAUCAGCAUAUCCCGACCCAUUGAAACGUGAUGACCCAAGGCCAUUGCAAGUCCACCAGUACGAAGCCAUCGCUACUUCCGCUGCUGUGCGUCGUGCGCUGGAGUCAAAUCCUCGUCUGCCAGGGCUUCUUACUUCCAUAGACAAGCUAAGAGGUGCAGAUAGAGAGGAUGCUUUAAAUCGCGCUCUUGGAGUUGACUCUAGGCAGCUCAAGAAUGAUUUAUUGCGUCCUCAAGAGUUAGAUGAAGACACUAGGGCACUGAGACAGCUCGCAGAAGCUGUGGAAGCUGCUGCGCGAGGGGGAAAGGAAGGGGUGCUAGGUCUUGACUGGGACGAAUAAGCAACGGAAUCAAAAUGCCAGAGCAGAAAUGCAUGCACAGGAAAAAACCUCCAAGACACUGACAAGAUAGCAAUGCAAGUCUAACAAACCCAUCCCUUGCACUUCACUUGACCCCUAAAAACAACAGUCCCCUCUUCGCCUUUUCAACCUCCUCCUCUAGUUCGCGCCCAUCACUAGCUGUCCACCAAUCUGCCUUGUCGAUAUCUUCGACCUUUUUGCCACUCCUAAUAGCAGACUCGAAUG
This is a messenger RNA of Suillus paluster, 1133 nucleotides long. RefSeq lists its product as uncharacterized. The record is from RefSeq and is a predicted model, not a curated record. Bases 291 to 890 code for a protein of 199 amino acids. Lineage: Eukaryota; Fungi; Basidiomycota; Agaricomycetes; Boletales; Suillaceae. The transcript has 5 exons.